AAGCAAACAAGGACUUUCAUCAUCUCUUCCCCUCUCUUUCUCCCAUCGUCACAAGAAACACUAGAAAAAAAAUGAGCCAACAACUUGAUGAAUUGCUAGGGAACAUCACUGGCGACGAGCUCCUCGAAGCUCAGGCUCGCGCCUGGAACUACAGCUUCAACUACAUCGUCUCCAUGGCGCUGAAAUGCGCCGUCGAGCUCGGCGUCCCCGACGCCGUCUCAAAGUCACCGGAGCAACCCAUCUCCCUCACCAACCUCGCCACCGCCCUGCCGCUUCACCCUUCCAAAAACGACGCCCUGCGCCGCCUCAUGCGUCCCCUCGUCCACGCCGGCUUCUUCACACUCCAAAAUCGAGUCAAAGGCGAAGGGGAAGGGGAAGGAGAAGGAGAAGAAGAAGAUCAUUACUCCCUCACCACCGCCGGGAAGCUGUACCUCCGCGGCGGCUUCGGGCCGUCGUACCUCGACCUCCACCUCGACCCCACCACGAUGACGUCGUGGGGGAUGCUGAGCGCGUGGUUCCUCUACAGCGCCGACGCCGUCCCUUUCGAGGCGGGCCACGACGGCGCGUCGUUUUGGGAGUGCCUGGAGAAGGACCCCGUACAGAAAAAGUCUUUCCACGACUCCAUGGCCGCCGACUCCGUGCUGGUGGCCGGGGUUCUGGUGGCGGAGUGCAGGGAGGUGUUCGACGGGGUGGAGUCGCUGGUGGACGUCGGCGGCGGGACCGAAACCAUGGCCGUCGCUAUUGCCAAGUCGUUCCCUAAGAUGGAGUGCACCGUUUUUGACCUCCCUCAUGUGGUUGCUAAUGUGAAGGAGGAGGAGGAGAGCGGCGUGGAGAAUUUUCGUGUUGUUGGAGGGAACAUGUUCGAUGGAAUUCCCCCUGCUGAUGCCGUCCUCCUCAAGACGAUCCUUCACGAUUGGGACGACGAGAAAUGCUUGGAGAUUCUGAAAUCCUGCCGGGAGGCGGUCUCCGGCCGGGACGAGAAGAAGAAGAAAGGGAAAGUGAUCAUCAUAGACAUGGUGGUCGGAAACGGGGACGUCGUCGGGAACCGGGAGAUGUACCAGGCGCAGUUCAGCUUCGAUCUGCUGAUGUUUGCUACUUUCAACGGCAAGGAGCGAGACGAGGAAGAGUGGCGGAGCCUGUUUCUAGCGGCGGGUUUCAGCGGCGGCUAUAAGAUCAUUCGUUCACUGGGUCCGAGAUCGCUCAUCGAAGCCUAUCCUUAG
Molecule: messenger RNA, 1220 nt
Organism: Linum tenue
Lineage: Eukaryota; Viridiplantae; Streptophyta; Magnoliopsida; Malpighiales; Linaceae
Source: the annotation of a GenBank genome assembly